AUGGAUGAAUUUCCUGGUCUGUCUGAUAUCAUUCUUACCAACACCAAAGAAGUCUCUGCUGUUCAGCAACUCAAUACUCUGUAUAAACAAAAUAGGUACUACAAAGAAAGGUUCUCAUUGGUUGAGCCUACUGAAAUUGUUCUGAGUCGAAAUGCACAGAACAAACCAGUGGAUACAUUUCAAUACAUUCCAUUGCCAGAUCAACUAUCUGCUCUGAUGAAGCAUGAAGAUGUAGAUGGACAUGUUAUUGUUGGACAUAAAAGUGAUGCUUCAAGAAUCGAAGAUUACUGUGAUGGGUCAUUGUAUGAAAUGAAUGAAAUAUUUCAAGAGAAUUGCCAUCAUCUCCAGAUAUUUGGAUAUGUUGAUGAAUUCACUGUCUCGAAUCCCUUGAGAAACAAAGCAAAGAAGUAUAAAAUAACAGCAGUGUACUAUAUAUUGGGUAACAUUCCACCAAAACUUAGGUCAAGGCUUUACGUCAUUCAAGUCGCAUGCCUUGCAAGAAGCAUCCAUGUAAAGAAAUAUGGUCUAGAGGCAAUAUUGGCCCCAUUUCUGAGAGAUUUGAAGCAACUUGAGAGUGAAGGGAUUCACCUGACCUCCUCAGGUUUGAAUGUUCAGGUGAAGGGUGCACUCUGUCUUGUCUGUGGAGAUAAUCUUGGUUGUCAUCAGAUUGGUGGUUUUAGUGAAAACUUCUCAUCUGGGCUCAUCUGUCGCUUCUGUAUGGCUACGAGAGACGACAUUCAAGUGAUACAUGAUGUGCAGGAGUUCACUCAAAGGACCAUUGAUUCUUACAAUGAUCAGAUUGAGAUGGUUACUGAAGAUCCACGUCUUUCCAGUACAUAUGGUGUUAAGAAGGAUUCCCCUCUCAAUGCUCUCAAACAUUAUCAUGUUGCUGAAGGUUUGCCACCAGACUUGGCACACGAUAUCUUUGAGGGUGUUGCCUGCGAGCUGAUUGUUCUGGUAGUCAAUUACUCUUGUAAAAAGGGUUUCUUCUCACUGAAGUCUCUGAAUAAGGCUAUUCGAAAUCUGGACUAUGGGGAACCAGACAAAUCCACUAAACAUUCCGAAAUGAGUGAAGAAAUUUCAAAGUUUGCAGUGAAGCAAACUGCAUGCCAGACAUGGUGCCUGCUGAGGCUUUUUGGAAUACUCGUUGGAGAAGGUGUGCCUCAUGAUGAUGAUGUUUGGGGUCUCUUGUUGGAUCUUCAAGAGCUGGUUGACAUAAUGUGA
Messenger RNA from Lineus longissimus, 1224 nucleotides. RefSeq lists its product as uncharacterized. The coding region runs from base 1 to 1224 and encodes 407 amino acids. Lineage: Eukaryota; Metazoa; Nemertea; Pilidiophora; Heteronemertea; Lineidae. The record is from RefSeq and is a predicted model, not a curated record. The transcript has a single exon.